Molecule: messenger RNA, 5121 nt
Organism: Alternaria arborescens
Lineage: Eukaryota; Fungi; Ascomycota; Dothideomycetes; Pleosporales; Pleosporaceae
Exons: 7
Coding region: 1-5121 (1706 amino acids)
Source: RefSeq, a predicted model, not a curated record
AUGCGCUUGAUUCAUACUCACAAAGACGGAACUCUGGAGCUACAAGAGUUCCAUAAACACGACAUUCCACCAUACGCCAUCCUCUCUCACACAUGGGGCGACAGCGAAGUCGCAUUUGUGAACUUCUACAAAGAGACAUCAGCAUCCCAGCAAGGCUACAAGAAAAUACUUUUCUGUCGCGAACAGGCACUGAAACACGACUUGCAUUACUUCUGGGUCGACACAUGCUGUAUCGACAAGCGGAAUCAUGCUGAGCUUUCUGAAGCUAUCAAUUCCAUGUUUCUGUGGUACAGCAGAGCAAGCAAGUGUUUUGUGUAUCUUUCGGACGUAUCUUCGCUGGAUCCUAUAAGCGGCGAUAUGCUCCCGAGCCAUGUUUGGAUAGAAAGUUUCCAGCGAAGCCGAUGGUUUACAAGGGGAUGGACGCUGCAAGAGCUUAUAGCACCUGGAUCGGUCCAAUUCUUCUCAUCUGAUGGUCAUUGUCUGGGCAACAAACGUUCUCUGGAACUCAAGAUCACUCAUAUCACUGGUGUGCCGACGGACGCACUUAGAGGUCAUCCUCUUCGUGACUUUUCGGUACUUGAGCGUUUCGCCUGGGCAGAAUAUCGGGAUACAGCCAAAGAAGAAGACAAAGCAUACUGUCUUUGCGGGAUCUUUAACGUCUUCAUGCCUCUACUUUACGGAGAAGGGGAGGAAAAGGCGCGCAAGCGACUCGAGAAGAAUGUCCGGGAAUUGCAGGAUGAAGAGAUCGAUGCACAGGGUUAUCACUCUGGCGAUGAAUUGGGCCCAUCCGCCUUUUCUGGCGGCUACAAGGCCCAUGCCCGUUUGCACAACGUCAGGAGUAUGGGUACCUUGAGGAGAAGAAGAUCUUACGACAAUGGUUCCGGAAAGUCGCAAUCUCGCGCAACGACGGCAGCCCUUUUUCGGAAAGCAGCUUCCAAUCAUUCGAAUCUACUACUGUUAAAUCCUUGGCAUCAAGCGCUUUGUCUUCCUAGGAACAUUGCAAACGGAUCUGAUGCCAAGUCAAUUUUCCGCGGAGCACAUGCCUCCUUCCUUAAUGCUGUUUACUGGGACGAAUGGCCGCGUUUCGAGACAUUUGUAGAUCGUCAGGAAAUGAUGGCUGAUAUUCGCGGUCACUUCCAAAACCUGAAGCAUUCUUCAAGGUUGAUGACAGCCAGCGAAGUUGUGGACGACUUUUCGUCGCGUUUGGCACACUUUUUCCCGGCUGCAAGUCUUGCUAUAGGAGUUGAUCCAGAGUGGUCCUGCACGCUCUGGGGAGCAAUCAGAUUGUUGUUUGUGCGAAGUUUGAAUUUCCCAAAUCUGUUUGAGCGGCUGGCUCACCUGCUUGGUCGGAUCAGACAAGAGUUGCCCAGUUAUCAAGACUACGUAGGACGUGUCGAAGCUGAUCCUCGAGGGCUGGACAAAGAAGCACUUGGGAAAGCGUUAGCCUUCGUGUACGCCGAUAUACUUCGCUUCUGUCGUGAUGCAUGCCGAUUCUUCAGCACUCGAUUCAGUCAUCUUGACCAGACGCAUGACGCUACCAUGGAUGUACUGUCUGUCCCUUUCAAACUUCGGUUCGAGAGCCUGAUCGCAAGACUCCACGAGCACAAACUUCUUUUCGCUAUUGAGCUUAGAGCAGGAAAGCAUGGAUCUUUGAAUAUAUUCAUAGAUAACGUUGUCGAAGACCUCAGAAAACGCGAAGAAUACUUCCAAAGUCGAUCAACUAUGGGAAGGUUAGAGAAGGAGAGGGAUGACUGCCACAGCGCUAAUUGUACUACCGGUGUCAGAUGGAUUCUGCCCCCAGAUUUUCAUGCAGAGUUUGACAGGGCCAAGAAUGCUAGAAGUCCAGGCUCAUGUGCUUGGCUUCAGUCUUUGAAGGUCUACACAAUGUGGAAGGAGUCGCUAUAUACGGAUGACCUGCAAACUACAAGCAGCCGCAGCUAUACGAGACAACACAGCUGCCCUCCUAUUCUAUUACUUGAAGGAUCUGCUGGUUAUGGGAAAACUAUCCUAUCAACAGCCAUGAUUGAAGACCUACAGUCGGCUGUCUCUCCCAAUAAGAUGACAAUCAACGAAGAUCCGCACGCAAGCAUUAUAUACUUCUACUUUAAUGCCCAAAAACCUGGGCAUAGAAGCUUUUGUGACGCGCUCCGAGCGGCAGCAGCGCAGCUUGUCGAAAUUCUCGCUGGAGACUCCGCUAUUAUGGACCUCCUGUCCGUAUUGAAGUUGCAAAGUGAUGGCAGCCGACGUAUAGCUACCGAGCAUGAGCUUUCAGAGUUUCUGCUACUCGCUGUCCGAAGUAUACCCUCUGUAGCCUUGGUAUUCGAUGCUAUUGAUGAGUGUCACGAUGUUGAAAAAAUGUGGCCUUUCCUUUCUGCGGCUUGUAGUAGCACGAAGAUAAAAUUCCUCCUCCUCGGCCGACCUCAGAUCCCGGUAGAUCCCGACCUCACGCAUCUUGUUCAAAGCGAAGGGCUUCCUCGAACCAACAGGCUGGACAUCUAUGCUUUUCUGGUUCGCGAGAUCAAAUCGAUGCAAUAUCGCGGACAGCUGGAUGAUCGUGUACUUGCAGAGCGUACAGCGGACACCCUUGCUUCAUGCGCAGAUUCUAGCUUCCUUUGGGCAAGUUUAAUCAUGUCUUACCUGCAAAGUCCAGUACUCAGUCUCAGGGAAAGAAAACGUGAGUUAUGGGACCCUAAUCGGCUCGUCACGAUGCCCCGGCUCUACUCCGGGAUGCUCCAACAAUUCGAGGCACUAUAUCCUCAGGAUCGCGAUUUGUUAAUCAGAAUCUUCCGCGUCCUUGUGCUGUCGAAAAGACCACCGACAAUCAGGGAGCUUGAUGUUGCCAUAUCAGUGGAGCCAGGACACAAGCUAUCGAGCAAAGGUAAUCGUGAGAAUGUGAUGAAUACCCUCCAGAGACUAUGUGGGGCGCUGGUCGAUAUCGGGCCAAACUCUACCGUCUCGUUCUCGCAUUUGUCCUUUCGAAGUUUUCUACUGUCAGAAGAAGCUAUGGACAUGAAAAGCCAAUUUCGAAUUGAUCGACAAUCGAGUUCUCUCUGGAUCUCUCAAGUAUGCUUGUCAUACUUGGUCCAUGACGUGCCGCAAACACCACUGAGCGGAGCGCUUGAUACCGAAGCUGAUAAGCUAGUGUUGGCAGAGGAGCUACCAUUCUUAGAAUACUCUGCUCGCCAUUGGGUUGAACACAUAGUUGACGCCUUGCAACUUAUGUCCAAUACGUUGCCAGAGCUAAUAUCUGAGUGCUACCCACUAUUACAACAACUAGGUAGCUUACUUGGCCAGAAGUCCUCGAUCUCGGCUUGGAUUGAAGCUUGCUGGACUUGGGGCUUUCAACCAUCUGUCGAAUCACUUUGGUACGAACUUGAGAGAAGACUGGAACGUCAUGAUACAAGAUAUCAGCGAGACGCAAGACAAGCGCAAAUCAGAAAACCGCUCGACCAUAUCCAUGAAUUGUCAGAAGAUCUUGAGAAGCUUCAGCAGCAUUGGAGCCACCUGCUGUCUGUCCGGCCAUACGAGAUUUGGGGCCCAAGCGUUUCCGCAUAUCUUGGACAAAUGUCUUGGGCAUACAACCACGAGGCCAAGGUCGCUAUUAUAACGGGAGAUCGAGGAAGAUAUGAUUUGGGAGAAAUGAUCCUGAAAGCGUCAAAGCUGUCGGGAUGCGGCAGUCUUCUGGGUGUGUUGAGAGUCUUCCGCUCUAGUAAGGAAAGCAAAUCCGGAGAAAAUCUACCAUGCCUGUAUUAUGGAAGAUGUAUAUGCUCACCACCAUGCAAUCCCCUAGGAACGUCUGUCGAUCUCAAAGACGCAGUAGCUGAUUAUCAAGUUCUACAAAUGACUGAAGGAUUUCCAGCCAUUAGGCACUUCAGUGUGUAUCUUGAUUCGGAGGACCUUCUCGAAGUCGAAUUAGCAGCGAAGGAUCAGAAGUUUAGAUUUCCCGUCAGGUUCGCGUCCGACAUGAGCCAGAUCUCAAUCCUCCGUUCCGUCUACUGGGUAGAUAGCCUGGGGACAGUCAUGAGCCAGAAAGUUGGCUUGAAUCCUGCUGCUCGCGACAACAACCAAGAUGUAGCAGCAGAACCAAGGUCGCCGAGGCCAUCUGCGACACGCGCAAAGUACCGUAGGCUGUUCACGCCAUGUGGACGGUAUCUAGCACAUCUUGAACGGCACAACGAUUUCAACGACUCCUCUGAAGGUCUUUGGACCUUUGGAAUCUGGGAGAAAGAAGCCUCAGAUAUCCAAUUCAUGGGCGGGUCUGCUUGGCGACAAAUUGCAACGUUGGAAGAUGUCUACGGAGACUUCCUGAUUGACGGCGAUAUCACAUUCAACCCUCAAUACCAGAUGAUCGCUUUGAUGAAGCUUGUACCUUGGCGUUUGGGCGAGAUGAACAUGACGUCCAUAUGGGAUUUCCGAGCCAUUCCUUUUGGCUUGUGCAAUGAUGAGAAAACAACGAAGAUGGUAUACGGAACGGGCCUCCGAAACCUCAGUUUUUCACCUUGUGGAAGGUUUCUCUCUGGGGAUCACUUCCACUCCAAAGAGAAAAGAGUCGUAAACAUAGAACGGUUCACGGCAGUAGCUUUGCCCCUAAUGUUGCCGAUCUCAGAUGAUCUGAGUAACUUCGGAGACCCGAUUAGUCGGACCUUGCAAACCCCUACGAACUUUGCCAGACAUUCGUUCUCGACAGAAUCAGAACAGAUCUAUUCUACUGCACAAGAUCGCAAUCGCGAGGCGCCGUCCUCCAAUGCACUCACACUUGGCACACGAGACGGCAAGCCGGUACUCCAGACGAUACGUACAUACUCCGAUGGUGCAGUGGUCUUGAAAAGCUAUUCUUCGCUAGUCAACACUGAGGAGUGUUUGCUCUACCUUCCAAACGAAACACAGAAGUCUGUCUCUGCGACAGUACUACACAACGACGGUGAUCCAGAUAAUGUUCGGAUAGUUCUUACGCCGAUCCUCCGAGACACAUAUAAAUGGGGCCAUUCGUUAUCCUGCCAAUCUGUUACUGUAAUCUCUCGUCCCAUUGGAUCAAUACAGCGAUACAAAGAUUACCACGAAGGCGAGCUUAUGCGAAUGCCGACAUUGAAUGGAGAGAACCUUCAGAUGCUCGAAAAUUAG